GCGGCGGCGGUGGCGGCGGCGGCGGCGGCGGCGGCGGCGGGGCGUAGCUUACUCACAGGGGCGGCCCGUAUCCCUCCGCCGCCGGCGCGGCUUGGCCCUCCCCCCCCUGGCCCGCCAAUCCCUGCGCCUCCCGACCUGCCCCUCGGUCGGGCCCACCCCGUGCUCCGACGGCCCCACCCCGGCGGCGCCGCCCGCCCGCCCGCCCGCGCGUCCCUCGGUCCACCUGCAGCAGGCAGGAAGGCAGGCAGUCCCUCCGGCUGUACGACCGAGAGACGCCGGCCGAGCUUGGGCUUUUGCUUUCUGGCGGAGGGAUCCGCGGCGGCUGACUAGGCGGCGCUGAUCCUGGGAGGAAGAGGCAGCUACGGCGGCGGCGGCGGCGGCUAGGGCGGCGGCGAAUAAAGGGGCCGCCGCCGGGUGAUGCGGUGACCGCUGCGGCAGGCCCAGGAGCUGAGUGGGCCCCGGCCCUCAGCCGGUGCCGCCAGACCCGGUCUCCUCAACUCUCCAUCUUCUCCGGCCGACCGCGAUCGCCGAGGCGGCCUCAGGCUCCCUAGCCCCUUCCCCGUCCCUUCCCCGCCCCCGUCCCCGCCCCGGGGGCCGCCGCCACCCGCCUCCCACCAUGGCUCUGAAGAGAAUCCACAAGGAAUUGAAUGAUCUGGCACGGGACCCUCCAGCACAGUGUUCAGCAGGUCCUGUUGGAGAUGAUAUGUUCCAUUGGCAAGCUACAAUAAUGGGGCCAAAUGACAGUCCCUAUCAGGGUGGAGUAUUUUUCUUGACAAUUCAUUUCCCAACAGAUUACCCCUUCAAACCACCUAAGGUGGCAUUUACGACAAGAAUUUAUCAUCCAAAUAUUAACAGUAAUGGCAGCAUUUGUCUUGAUAUUCUACGAUCACAGUGGUCUCCAGCACUAACUAUUUCAAAAGUACUCUUAUCCAUCUGUUCUCUGUUGUGUGAUCCCAAUCCAGAUGAUCCUUUAGUGCCUGAGAUUGCUCGGAUCUACAAAACAGAUAGAGAAAAGUACAACAGAAUAGCUCGGGAAUGGACUCAGAAGUAUGCGAUGUAAUUAAAGAAAUUAUUGGAUAACCUCUACAAAUAAAGAUAGGGGAACUCUGAAAGAGAAAGUCCUUUUGAUUUCCAUUUGACUGCUUUCUAUGAGCCCACGCCUCAUCUUCCCCUGUGCACAUGUUUACCUGAUAAAGCAGUGCUGCGUGUUGUACAUACUUGGAACAACAAACUAGAAAUACUGUACUUCUGUACCAACAUUGCCUCCUAGCAGAGAAGUGUGUGUGUGACAAGCCAGUUCUACAGGCAUUACCUAGGUGUGAGACUAAAAGCUUUUCUUACUGACUUAAAUUUGGAUAACAGCAAGGCGUGAGGGGGGUGGUGGGUAUGGUGUGAGCUUGGAUGGGAAAGAAAAGGCUCCACUCACCUGUAGGAGAUUAUUUUUAAGUGGAAUCCAUUUAAACUCAAAACAGUUAUGAAAAGCAAGGUGAAGAACAUGAAGCUGUGUCUGUAUUCAUUUUAUUCCGAAGGAGCUACGUCUUAGGUGAAAGUUAUGACCAACCAGAUUAAACUCUACCCACAUCCUGCAUUUUAAAGUCUAAGUUUAACUGGUCAACAUUUAAAUGGAUUGGAGCUAUUAGUACAUCAAGUGUGAUGGGCUUUGUUCCCAACUCUUUUACAUUUCCCUACCCCUUCAACCUUUGGCCUUUCAUCCCUUCUUUCUCUCUUCCAUAUUCUUUGGUUUGUAUGUGGUUUCUCAGUUAAUACAUAGCUAAUAGCUCUUAUUUUUCUUAUGUUUUUAACCGCUUAGGUCUAUUUGGAUGUAAGGGUGAAAAUUCACUUGAUGGAAAUACUUGUGUAUAUUUAAAGACCCAGUUGCUCCUCUGGAGCUUGUACGUUCAAGAAUGAUUAAUCUGUGUAAUAAACUGAUUACUACAGUCAUUACAUAUAAUUUUGUGUGAAUAGGCUUUUUGAUUUUUAAGAAGUUUGUCUAGCUGAGAUUAGUGGUGGAUUUUCUCCCACUUCUGAAAUGUUCAUUUAUACUGGUUGCAUUUCAAGAUCAUGAAACAAUUCCAGUUACAUAGUAAAAAGGAUAUCUUAAGAGUGAUUUUAUUGAACAAGAUAGAGGCAUAAGCUUAAGAGCAUUUCCAUGAAACUUAACACAUGCAGCAUUCCAGGAACCUGAUUGUUAAAUUCAAUAAGAAAUUUGCUUUAUUAAUGAAACUAAGCUGCGUUUCAUCAAAACCUUGUGACAUUCCCUUGGUACACAGGACAUAAAACACAGAGGCAUUGUUAUUUGGUAAGUUAAGCUUCUGUGAUUGUAAUCAUAAAAGAGCAACAUUGACCAAACCUGGGAAACAAGAGCACAAUCUUGUUUGGAGAGUCUGCAUAAUUACUUUGCACUAACAUUUGCAGGAUGUUCAUCCAAUUUUAAAUUGUACUGUACGUGGCUUUUUGAAGUCUUCCCUUGACUCUAGUAAAAUAUAGCUUGAAACUUGUAAACGACUGUGUUUGCCAGAAACAUCAAUCAUGUGAACUAGGCAAGUUAUCUUUUUUUCCUUCUUUUCCUGAUUGUAAACUAGGCCAACCUGAAAGCCAUGGCUGAUGCUCUAGCCAUCAGGUUCUUUCAAAUGCAUCUUUACACUCUUGCACAAAAAUUAAGGAAUAAAUGUCCACUGCUUUUGGUUUUAAA
Molecule: messenger RNA, 2692 nt
Organism: Piliocolobus tephrosceles (Ugandan red Colobus)
Lineage: Eukaryota; Metazoa; Chordata; Mammalia; Primates; Cercopithecidae
Product: ubiquitin-conjugating enzyme E2 D2
Exons: 7
Coding region: 617-1060 (147 amino acids)
Source: RefSeq, a predicted model, not a curated record